Molecule: messenger RNA, 1746 nt
Organism: Pantherophis guttatus
Lineage: Eukaryota; Metazoa; Chordata; Lepidosauria; Squamata; Colubridae
Gene: ZNF428
Product: zinc finger protein 428
Biological process (GO): regulation of transcription by RNA polymerase II
Molecular function (GO): RNA polymerase II cis-regulatory region sequence-specific DNA binding; DNA-binding transcription factor activity
Source: RefSeq, a predicted model, not a curated record
UUGGUGGGCGGGCCCUGCCUAUAUAUAUAUUUUUUUAAUCCCCCCCAUCUCUCUUUUUCUCUGCGCUUGCGCAGCUAGGGGGGGGGUUCUGUGGCCGGAGGGGACCGGGCUGCCCCUCCCCAAAUCCGGAGGAACCGGUUGGGCCGCUGGCUUGUUUUGAGGGGUGAUGUCCGAAGUACCCAAGCCGGUGGAAGUGGGCAGCUCUGAGGACAUUGGCUUUGAGGAGGAGGAUGGGACCUCGACCGGUAUCUCAGCCAUGCAGGAGGAAGAGGAGGAAUCGGAAGCAACCUCGGUAUCUUCUGGAGACAGUAGCCCCGCGACCCCAUCUGCCAAUGGCUAUCCAGGUCCCCAGAGCAAAGAACCCAAACUGGCCACUGGAGGGGAACAGGCGGAUGAUGUUGGAGACGGAGGGCAGGAUCGCCUCAGCUCUUCCCAGGCUCCUAGCCCCGAAUGGCACGAAUGCCCUGAAUGUGGGCGUGGCUUCGGCACAUCUCGGGCCCUGAAGGUGCACCGUAGCUACCACGUGGGGCGCAAAAGGCCACACAGUGGUUCCUCUUCAACCAAGCCACCUCCACCUCCACUGAUCUUGCCGGGAAAUCCUGACAGCCAGGAAGGGCGGACGGCCCCGACCUCCGGCCGGGGCAGAGCUUUUCACUACAUCUGUGCCGAGUGUGGCGUGGGCUUUACCUCUCCUGCCACGCUGGAGGGCCAUCGCUGCGAACACAGCUGGCGCAGAAGCCCUCCAGCCCCUCCUCGUAAUAAGCUGGCUCCUUCUCCUGCUCCCAGAGAGGCUAACGGGGAUCAGGACACAGAUGGGGCUGACGGACCAUAUCACUGCACCGAGUGCCCAGGCGAAUUCGGCUUGGUAUCCGAACUUCACGAGCACUACAUGCUCCAUGCUCGCGGAGAGCUGUAGAUCGGUCUUCAGCCCCUUUCCCCCCACCCCCCCACUCCACAGCCCGCUUCCAUUUCCCUGUUGUCAUAGGUGGCCCCCUGCUAAGGGAUUCUGUCCUGCUGGGAUACUCAAAAGCGAAACCUCCUUUAUCUUUAGUUCCUUUAAACAACAACAAAAAAGAAGACACAUUUCUAUAUACCUGAAAUGAAUUUAGCUUUGGAACAACGAAAGAGAGAUGACCUUGGGAGCAAUUGCUUUUGUAUCCUGCCUCCCUGGCGGUGAGUGCAGUGACUUAAAAGCCCAUCUGCAGGAAGUGAAGUUUUCCCUUGUUCCCUGCCCUUCAGUGAUCUGGAUCUGAUGAUCCCUAAAAUAUUCUAACCCUCACCCAGCCCCCCCCCAGCAUCCCAAAAGGAGAUCCUGUUCAUGAACUUUUUCGAAAACAGUAGCACUAGCAGGAUUGCCCUCUACAAGUCCGUUUCAUUAACAAGAAUCAGGAUUGUCUUCGGCCAGACCCCAUCCCAAAUGGGGAGAUGGGGGCCCCCGGGAGUUAGUAAGAGAUGAAUUGGAAUCGCUUUGUCCUAAGUGUGCAGAGAUCCUGCUUUCCCAGACAAGUUCCUUCUCAGUCAGGGUCCUGUUUUCAUUGUCGUCAACGUUGGCACUUGGGCGGCCCAUGCCAAAGUACAGAAGCUGUAUUCUGUUUUGUGUGUGUGUGCGUGAGUGUGUGUGUGUGUGUUUGGCUUUUAAGGAAACGGCUCCUGGGAACGGCACCUGAUCCGCCCUAACUCAUGAAUUCUAACAAAUAUCUCUUCACCGUGAUUGGGAGAGAACGGUUUAAUAAAAACGAUUCUGUA